This is a messenger RNA of Peromyscus californicus insignis, 1431 nucleotides long. RefSeq names its product oogenesin-3-like. Gene Ontology annotation, biological process: positive regulation of cell population proliferation; negative regulation of DNA-templated transcription; negative regulation of cell differentiation. Gene Ontology annotation, cellular component: cytoplasm. Lineage: Eukaryota; Metazoa; Chordata; Mammalia; Rodentia; Cricetidae. The transcript is spliced from 3 exons. Bases 1 to 1431 code for a protein of 476 amino acids. The record is from RefSeq and is a predicted model, not a curated record.
AUGGGAGACCAGGCCCCACCCACACUCAUGCAGCUGGCAAGACAGAGGCUGCUGAGGGAAGAGGACUUGACCAUUUCUAUUCUGGAGGACCUGCCUGUGGAGCUGCUCCAGGAGAUGUUUCAGGAGGCCUUCAACGACAGACGAACAAACAUCUUGAGGGCCAUGGUGUCUGCCUGGCCAUUCCCAGACCUUUCUGUAAGAGCCCUGAUAAAGGACUCUGACCUGGAGACUUUGAAAGCUCUGCUUGAUGGACUAGAUGUGCUGAUUACAGACAAGGUUCAUCCCAGGAGGUCAAAACUCAGAGUGCUUGAUUUGGCGGAUGAGGACCAUGAAUUCUGGAGAAUUAGGGCAGGAACCCAUGAAGGUGACUGCUCUCCACAAGCUGAGAGGCAGGAGCAACCAGUGGAAAUCAGUCCUAACUCUGGGGUGAAGAAACGUUUUAAGGUAGUAACUGAUCUUGAACUCAUAAAGACCAGGUUCAAUCCAUGUGACUGGUACUUGUUACAAUGGGCCCAGCAGCGAAACGAUUCCAUUCAUGUAUGCUGUAGAAAGCUGAAGAUUUGGGAUUCACCAGUCUUCGCUGCUGUACAGAUCUUCAAAUUUAUAAAUCUAGACUGUAUCCUGGAGCUGCAGCUGAGCCAGUGGUCACUUGAAUUCAUGGUACAGCUUUUUCCUUACUUGGAGCAGAUGAAAAAUCUUCACACCCUUGAGCUAGUGGGAAUUCGGAAGCCCUUAAGAUCUGCUGCUUCUGCAGAGCAGGAAUGGAUAAGCAUGUUGCUUUCUCAGAUCUCCAGAUUCCCUUGUCUCCAGAAUCUCUCUGUACAUAAUAUCUACUUUUUAACAGGCUGCCUUGAAAAGUGGCUCAGGUACCUGAAGACCCCCUUGAAGACCCUGGCAAUCACUGCCUGCCAGCUCUCCCAGUCAGACUUGGAUUACCUGAGCCAGUGCCUGAACAUCUGUGAGCUCAAACAUCUGCACCUGAUAGGUGUAGAGCUAUCUGAUUCAUGCCCUAAGCUUCUUGGGGUUCUCCUUGAGAGAAUCUCGAGUACCCUGCAAACCCUGGAAUUGGAGGAGUGCGAGAUGAGGGACUGUCAUUUCAAUGCUAUCUUGCCUUCCCUGAGCCAAUGUUCUCAGCUUACUGUGGUCAAUUUUUGUAAUAAUAAUAUCUCUCUGCUUGUCCUGAAGAAACUUCUACAUCACACAGCCAAGCUGAGCACACUGACCCAUGAGAAGUACCCUGCACCUCUGGAAUGCUAUGAGGAAUUGAGAAUACUUAAAGACAAAUUUAAGCUACUUUGUCCUGAGCUGCUGGAUAUACUCAGGGCCGAAAGGCAACCCAAGAAAGUCUCCUUUUCUACAAGAACCUGCUUGAACUGUUUUCACUGCUGUUUCUAUAACCUGGAGGUCAGACUUUUUUGCCUUUGUCCAUAA